AUGACUCCAUCAGAAGAAAUUGCUGAGGAGGGAAGGUUAUCAACUGAGGAAACGCAAAAUAAGGCAAUUUCAGAAAAACCAUCAAAUGAAUUGCAAAUUCCAAAUGAGGCAACUGAGCCAGCUAGUCCAUCUGAAGCAAUUGCUGAGGAAGAAACUGUAUCAACUGAGGAAAUGCAAAAUCAGGCAGUGUCAGAAGAACCAUCGAAUGAAGCGGAAAUUACCAACGAGGCAACCGAGCCAGCUACUCCAUCAGAAGAAAUUUCUGAGGAGGGAAUGGUAUCAACUAAGGAAACGCAAAAUGAGGCAGUGUCAGAAGAACCCUCAAAUGAAUCACAAAUUCUAAACGAGGCAAGCGAGUCAGCUACUCCAUCUGAAGCAAUUGCUGAGGAGGGAAUGGUAUCAACUGAGGAAACGCAAAAUGAG
Molecule: messenger RNA, 423 nt
Organism: Protopolystoma xenopodis
Lineage: Eukaryota; Metazoa; Platyhelminthes; Monogenea; Polystomatidea; Polystomatidae
Source: the annotation of a GenBank genome assembly